AUGGCGGCGCUGCUUGGGCACAUUUUCAAAACCCAAAAGAACUCCAUUCUUCUUCGCAACGUCACCACUACCUUCAAUUCUAUCUCCUCCUCUCCGUUGCACCAAACACCUUUCAUUCUCCCAACUUUAUCUCAAGUGAGAUUGAUAGGAAAUGUAGCAGAAAGUGUUUGUGGAUUUGAUGAAAUGGUGAAAGGGAAUGAUAGAAAGUAUUACAUGCUAGGGGGGAAAGGAGGUGUUGGGAAAACAAGCUGUGCUGCUUCUCUUGCUGUCAAAUUUGCAAAUCAUGGACACCCCACUGUGGUGGUGUCAACUGAUCCUGCUCAUUCAUUGAGUGAUUCUUUUGCACAGGAUUUGACAGGGGGAAAUUUUGUUCCGGUUGAAGGUGUGAGUUCUCCAUUAUAUGCUCUUGAGAUAAACCCUGAUAAGUCAAUGGCUGAGGUUCGGGCAGCUGUUCAACAACUUGGUGGUAGGGGUGCUAAGAGUUUAAUGCAAAGCAUGGGACUUGGAGCAAUUGCUGACCAGUUAGGGGAACUUAAGCUUGAAGAGCUGUUGCACACUCCUCCACCUGGAACAGAUGAAAUCCUUGCAAUUACUAAGGUGAUGCAAUUUCUUGAGUCUGAAGAAUAUAGUAAGUUCAGUCGGAUUGUUUUUGAUACACCGCCAACGGGUCAUACACUUUGGCUACUGUCAUUGCCUGAAAUCUUGGAUGGAUCUAUAGGCAAACUUAUUAAGAUGAAGGCGAAAUUAGGCUCAGUCUUCAAUUCCUUGUUGGGAAAAGAACAACCUCAAAACAAUCCUUUAGACAAACUUGAAAAGCUUAAGGAGAGAGUGGCAAAAGUACAUGAUCUUUUCCAUAAUCCAGACACUACCGAAUUUAUAAUAGUGACGAUUCCUACGAUUAUGGCAAUUAGUGAAUCGUCCAGAUUACAUGCAUCCUUGAAGAAAGAAAGUGUGACUGUUAAAAGACUAAUCAUUAAUCAGGUCUUAACUCCUACGUCGGACUGCAAGUUUUGUUCAAUGAAAAUAAAGGAUCAAAUGCGCGCAAUUGAAACUAUCCGCAAUGAUUCAGAACUUGCUGGCUUGAGAUUAUGCCAGGUACCCUUGGUGGAUAUGGAAAUAAGGGGCGUUCCAGCUCUCAAAUUCAUGGGAGAUAAGCUAUGGAGAUAA
Molecule: messenger RNA, 1167 nt
Organism: Lathyrus sativus (Indian pea)
Lineage: Eukaryota; Viridiplantae; Streptophyta; Magnoliopsida; Fabales; Fabaceae
Source: the annotation of a GenBank genome assembly